CUCCCACCCCAGCUCCGCGUUCCCCUGAAGGGCCGGGCUUGGGAGCGCAGGUAGGCCUCACGAGCAGCCUCGGCCUCGCGUAGCUCGCCGAGCCGGGUGAUGACGACGGCGACGCUACUGCUGCCGCUACUGAGGCGAGGCCCUCGUUGAGGAAGAAGGCCGCCGCCGCCGCCAUGCCGGCAAAGAGGAAGCUGGUGCCGCCGGCCCUCAACAUCACCCCGACCAUCGCCGAAGGGCCCAGCCCCACAGGCGGGGAGGUCGACGGCUCCGAAGCACAUCUUGUUGACCUCCAGAAGAAACUGGAAGAACUGGAACUGGAUGAGCAGCAGAAGAAACGGUUGGAGGCUUUUCUCACCCAGAAGGCCAAAGUUGGAGAGCUGAAAGAUGACGAUUUCGAGAGGAUUUCUGAGCUGGGAGCCGGUAAUGGUGGAGUGGUCACCAAAGUACAACACAAACCCUCAGGGCUAAUCAUGGCACGGAAGCUGAUUCACCUGGAGAUCAAGCCUGCCAUCCGAAACCAGAUAAUCCGUGAGCUCCAGGUGCUUCACGAGUGUAACUCUCCAUACAUUGUGGGUUUCUAUGGCGCCUUCUACAGCGAUGGGGAGAUAAGCAUCUGUAUGGAGCAUAUGGAUGGAGGUUCCCUAGAUCAGGUUUUGAAAGAAGCCAAGAGAAUUCCUGAGGAUAUCUUGGGGAAAGUCAGCAUAGCGGUUCUGCGAGGGUUGGCUUACUUACGAGAGAAGCACCAGAUCAUGCACAGAGAUGUGAAGCCUUCUAACAUCUUGGUGAAUUCACGGGGAGAGAUUAAGCUCUGUGAUUUUGGAGUCAGCGGCCAGCUCAUCGACUCCAUGGCAAAUUCCUUCGUGGGCACUCGCUCCUAUAUGUCUCCUGAGCGCUUACAAGGUACUCACUACUCGGUCCAGUCCGAUAUCUGGAGCAUGGGCCUCUCUCUGGUGGAGCUGUCUAUUGGAAGGUAUCCCAUCCCGCCGCCAGAUGCCAAGGAACUGGAAGCGAUAUUCGGCCGCCCCGUGUUCGAUGGGGCAGAAGGGGAAUCCCACAGCAUCUCACCACGGCCCAGGCCCCCAGGACGCCCUGUUAGCGGCCACGGGAUGGACAGUCGACCUGCGAUGGCUAUCUUCGAAUUGCUGGACUACAUAGUUAAUGAGCCACCUCCAAAGCUGCCAAACGGGGUUUUCACUCAAGAGUUCCAGGAGUUUGUAAAUAAAUGCUUAAUUAAAAACCCUGCUGAACGGGCAGAUUUGAAGAAGCUGAUGAAUCACGCCUUUAUCAAGCGCUCCGAAGUGGAAGAGGUGGAUUUCGCCGGCUGGCUGUGUAAGACGCUGCGGUUGAACCAGCCCAGCACUCCCACCCGCACCGCCAUGUGAACGCCAAGCAAGCCUCCUUCUUCCCCCCCUCUUCCUCCUCUCGUGCAUCUUGCUUGUCUGCUGUCGUCCGCCACCCUUCAGCAGAAGAAAAGAACCCGCCUCUCUCAGCCUGCCUCUCCUCCGUG
Molecule: messenger RNA, 1507 nt
Organism: Lacerta agilis (Sand lizard)
Lineage: Eukaryota; Metazoa; Chordata; Lepidosauria; Squamata; Lacertidae
Gene: MAP2K2
Product: mitogen-activated protein kinase kinase 2
Exons: 11
Coding region: 174-1382 (402 amino acids)
Biological process (GO): protein phosphorylation
Molecular function (GO): protein kinase activity; ATP binding
Source: RefSeq, a predicted model, not a curated record